CGCGCCCAUCCCCAACACCAACUGCCAUUGUGAACUGACAAUUGACACUUUUCCGCACGAAAGUUUGCAUUUGCCAAGGAAAAUAAGAUGCUGUCGCAAUCCCUGCUGAGUGGCAUGCGUGUCCUGCGCACCGAGGCCCGUCGUAACUUCGGAAUUGUGGCCCCCGCUUUGAGCAAGGCCUCCGAUCCCAUCCAGCAGCUGUUCCUGGACAAAGUGCGCGAGUACAAGCAGAAGAGCUCUGGCGGCAAGCUGGUGGACUCGAAUCCCGAGAUCGAGCGGGAGCUCAAGACCGAACUGGACCGUGUGGCCAAGCAGUACGGCAGCGAUGGCAAGACCGACAUGCUGAAGUUCCCCGAAUUCCAGUUCCCCGAUGUCAAGGUCGACCCCAUCACCCAGGCCGCCCAGUAAAGAUCGAACCUUAGUCUAAUUGCUUUAAAAUCUGCUGCUGAUUUCGUCAACAACAACCAAUAAAAUCGGGAAAACCACAAGCGAUACGUUUGUAAAAGCCAUAAAAA
This is a messenger RNA of Drosophila takahashii, 515 nucleotides long. RefSeq names its product ATP synthase, coupling factor 6 (gene ATPsynCF6). Lineage: Eukaryota; Metazoa; Arthropoda; Insecta; Diptera; Drosophilidae. The record is from RefSeq and is a predicted model, not a curated record. Gene Ontology annotation, molecular function: proton transmembrane transporter activity. Gene Ontology annotation, biological process: proton motive force-driven ATP synthesis.